This is a messenger RNA of Salvelinus fontinalis (brook trout), 4553 nucleotides long. Its product is annotated as DENN domain-containing protein 11-like. The record is from RefSeq and is a predicted model, not a curated record. The transcript is spliced from 10 exons. Lineage: Eukaryota; Metazoa; Chordata; Actinopteri; Salmoniformes; Salmonidae. Gene Ontology annotation, cellular component: cytoplasm. Bases 208 to 1701 code for a protein of 497 amino acids.
AGUGUGGAUUCUUGAACGCACCCCCAAAACACGAAAGAAUAAUUUAUGUACACUCUUAUUAUACCUAAGUGGAUGUGCAUCUUUAGAUGUCCCUAUGCAAAAGGAGCAGGCUAUCAUACACAAAGUAGACAGCUUGUGUUUCAACGGAAUCAAUCAAUUUAACAUUUGCAAUUAGUCAAGCCGGGGGUCGCUGACAGCUGAGCCGCAAUGGUGGAGAAGUCCGACCGGGCACCGCUACUGGACUGGGAGGAGGUUCCUCCCGCAGAGAAACCUGUUCCCACACCAGAAGAGGAGAAGGACGUCAAGGGGCCGAGCCCCGCCAACAGUCGGGCGUUGGGGUGCACUGUGCCGGGGAUAGGGUGGAGCACCAGUCCGGGGGGUCCUGGGUCUUUCACAUCAGCAGUCUCUAGCAUAGACACAUCCCUCUCACCCAGGAGCACGGUCCCCACCCCUGCGGAAUGGGAUGCUCAGUGUCUUGACAAGGAUGACCAUACCCCGGCCCCAGGACAAGGAGAGGUGCCGCACGAUAUCAUGGUGAAAUGGGAGGAAAAGGAUCCGAUCGUGGCCGUGUUUGUGGUGACAUUUGAUACAAGAUCAGGUAACAUGUUAGAGUGGUGUCUGCCAGGGGACAUGAACCUGGAGGGAGUAGAGUUCAAGGCUAUGGCCAGCGGCUCCCACAGAGUCUCCAGCGACUUCAUAUACUUCCGUAAGGGCGGGUACUUUGGCCUGGCGUGCUUUGCCAACAUGGCGGUGGAGAGUGUGGUGGAGAGGGGGGCAAGAAUGAAGUCUGUGGGUAUCCUGUCAACCUCUUACACCCUGCUGUACCGAUACAUGAGCUUCCUGGAACACCAAGUCAGGCUCCAGUUGAAAACUCCUGGCCAGUACUCUCCUCUGGAGGCGUUCUUUGAGGAUAAGAGAUCAGUGCUGCCCCCCGAUGGGGAGAGUGUGGUUACUGCAUGUCCUGGCAGUCCCUGGGGAGCAGCACUCAACCACUGUAUGCACCCUGAGAUGAAGAUCACCCACCCAGCUGGCUGCAUGUCUCAGUUCAUCCAGUUCUUUGGGGAGCAGAUCAUGGUCCUGUGGAAGUUAGCUCUGCUGAGGAGACGUAUCCUCAUCUUCUCUCCUCCACCUGUAGGCGUGGUCUGUUAUAGAGUGUACUGCUGCUGUUGCCUGGCCAACGUGUCCAUCCCGGGGGUGGGCGUGGCCGUGCCAGAGUUCCGCCCCUUCUUCUAUGUCAACGUGGCAGACAUCGAUACCCUGGAUACGGAACUGUCCUACGUAGCAUGCACCACAGAGAAGAUCUUUGAGGAGAAGCGUGACCUGUAUGACGUCUAUGUGGAUAACCAGAAUGUGAGGACGACCAGAGAGAGUCUGAAGCCUUUACUGCGUCUCAACACUGCAGACCGAGAGAAGUACCGCAAACUCACUGAACAGAGGCAGAUGCUGUUAUAUUCUCAGGAGGAGAAUGGAGACUGUGUGUCCAGUGAAGAGGACCACUUCAUUCUGUUUUUCCUGGAGCAGAAUAACCGUAUCUUCCAAACGCUGAGUGAGGUGGCAGGGAGCCCUGAGCCCAUCCUAACCCAGGAGAGUGUGAGGGCCAUGGGGCUAGACCCUCACGGAGACAGGCUCUUCCUGCUCUACCUGCUGGAGACAUACGGCUAUGACAGCCUCCUGGUCACCGAUCACCCUUGCUGCAGCUGAGGCCUGGGUGGCACUCUGACUGACAUACAGGGUCCUACACACCUAGACACACAGACUCAAUACAGACAGUCUGGAGUCUGGACUAUGAGAGGUCAGAAUACUUUGGCAAGGCUGAGACCAGAGCCUGUAUUCAUGAAGCGUCUCAGUAGUGCUGAUCUCAGAUCCGUUUAUUCUUUUAGAGCUCAUUACAUGGACAGGGGGGACCUGAUCCUAGAUCAGCAUUCCUACUCAGAUGCUUUAUGAAUACGGGAGACUCUCAGGCCAAAAAAGCAAAUGAAUGGAGAGAGCCACUGAACCAGAAAAGACUAAUGGAAUUUGGUUCUUGGCACUGUCCUGUGACAUUCAUGGAUGCUCAGUCUGGAUUGUUAACCAUCGCCUUCCUGCCUGUCAAUAAAAUGUACAGUACAGAGGAAUGUCAUUCAUGUCUAUCCCCAACCCUCUUUUUCUGGAGGAGUGGAGCCAACCAGAAACAUCCUGGAACUCUGGAGAUUCGGUGCCAAUGAGCAGAACUUACCAAGGAAGUCAUGCUUAGGGUUCCUUCUGUUUUCAAAUGGGGAGUCAAAUCUAAAGUCUGUGGUGAUGUCCUCAAACUGAGGGAGGAUUUGUCACUUCUCUUAAUAGGAAAUCUAUGUUUUUGAGAGAAGAAAUCACCAAGCUUUUGUCUGUAAAUAGAUAGGGAUGUGUAGAAUGUGUUUUAUUAUAAAAUGAUCCCAUUAAGUCACUGGUAAGCCCAGAACCUCUGUGGUCAGCAUUGUAUAGAAAUGGCCAUCAACACCAUCCAUAAUCAUGAUACUACGGAUAUGAUACUAAGGGCCCGAUUCAAUCCGUAGCGCUGAAGAUCCACGCUACAGUGCGAUAUACAUUUAAAGGCAACGUUUACGCGUUCGCGGAGACUGCAUUCAGAGUAAACGCUGCAUAUGUCAGCUCAUUGGGAAAUCCCCUUUACAGUUCAGUCGUGCAACUUCCGUGAUACGGACUGAAUCGAGCCCUAAGUACACAAUACUAGUUCACAUGUGGAUUUGGUUUCUGGUGAAAGAGGGGUCUGGACUCACCAGCACACUUUCUUAUGACGUCCAACAUAGAAAUGUAACAACUUUAUAUGACUUUAAAAAUGUACCUUUAAUCACAGCUGUUUGACCAAGAGGUUUUGGGCUCAAAUCUAAACGUAUGCUUUUGUGUGUUUCCGCAGUUCUCUAUGUCAAAUACACAAAGAGUGAAAAAUGUGAAUUAGCUGGUGGCUCAAUGGUUAAAUCCCAUCCUUCAGACCAAGAGGUUGCAAGUUUGAACCUAAUUUCCUAUAUUGCGAACGUUUCAGCAACUCGAUGUCAAACAUACAGAGUAUGGUAUCAAAUGUGAUGAAGGUGGUGGUGCAAUAGUUCAAUUACUGCCUUGAGACCAAGAGGUUCUAGCUUCAAACCUCAUCUACUUAGCUUUUGUGUACAUUUCCGCGACUUUAAUUGUCAAACAUACAAUGUGAUGGUGGUGUAGUGGUUCUAUCUCUACCUCAACACUUAGAGGUUGUGGGUUCAAAACAACAUUCUUCUGCUUUUGUGUGUGUUUCCGCAACUCUCAAUGUCAAACAUACGAAGGGAAUGGUAAAAACUACUGUCUCCAUUUCUGUUGAGGUUUAAAUUGUUUUUGGUUUGCGCCUCCGCAAUUGUGACUGUCAGAAAUACAAAGAAAAGCAGAUCUACAGUAAUGGACCAGUGGAGGCUGGUGAGGGGAGGAUGGCUCAUAAUAAUGGAUGGAAUGGAGUUAGUGGAAUGGUAUCAAACACAUGGAAACUAUGUGUUUGAUACCAUUCCAUUUAUUCCGCUCCAGCCAUUACCACAAGCCCAUCCUCCCCAAUUUAAGGUUCCACCAACCUCCUGUGAUGGAGACACUUUACGUCAGUGAUGGUAAACUGUGAAUGACUGAGGGUGGCAGGUAGCCUAGCGGUUAUGAGCGUUGGACCAGUAACCGAAUGGUCGCUGGUUUGAAGCCCAAUACCGAAUAGGUGAAAAAUCUGUCAAUGUGCCCUUGAGCAAGGCACUUAACUCUAAUUGCUCCUGUAAAUCGUUCUGAAUAAGAGCGUCUGCUAAAUUACAAAAAAUGUUUAAAUAAAAAUGUAAACAAAAGAAUUGUCUGGCUUAAAAAAAAAAAAAUGAUGCUCUUUAUUGAUUCAUCAGAACUGUUCACAUCAGAAAUCAUUACAUAAGUUACAGUGCUCCCUUCACAUAGGGAAGAGCAGGAAGCCACUGAAGGUGUAGUUAUUAGAAUGAUCAAAGAGCCUCCUGCCUGAAGGGAGACACAUGUACAUCACAUCCCCCUCCUCCAGCUCUAGAGUCAAUGCAUUAGACCUGUACCGAAGAUCUCCAUGGGUACCAUAUUAGUGAUUUAACAGAACUCUCUUGUCAUUGUGGUAAAGAUAUACACACAUGAAUGCGAUGUGAGGUAAUCCAUGGCAGUGAAUCUGAUGUAGACUCCUCUCACUGGUGCUGUGAAGAUACCUGCAUCAGAGGAAGGAGGGAUCAGCCCUGUUAAUACCUGGUUCUAACAUGCAGCCUUUGUCCUGAUGCUGUCCACAUUCUGAUUGUGCCCACAUUUUAAAUGACGCAGUGUGAUGUGAUCAGAUCUUAAAAGUGUAAAAAGACAAGAUGAGGGCACAUGUUAACAGCAGGUAUAAACAGGGCUAGAGAAACUGUUGGUAAUGCUGGACUAGCUGGAUUCAGUGUGUGUUGAUUUGUGUGGUUAGUAGGCUACCUGUAGUUGGUUUGCAGGCCAUGCUGAUGUUGGUGACGACUUUGCUGUAGAAGUCUGGUGUCAGUAUUGACACUGAUUAUUGAAAGAUAAAUAAAGCCCAUGAAAGACAA